Molecule: messenger RNA, 7667 nt
Organism: Hermetia illucens (black soldier fly)
Lineage: Eukaryota; Metazoa; Arthropoda; Insecta; Diptera; Stratiomyidae
Product: probable Rho GTPase-activating protein CG5521
Exons: 9
Coding region: 325-6177 (1950 amino acids)
Biological process (GO): positive regulation of GTPase activity; regulation of small GTPase mediated signal transduction
Cellular component (GO): cytoplasm; nucleus
Molecular function (GO): GTPase activator activity
Source: RefSeq, a predicted model, not a curated record
UCUGAGGACAUUCCAUCACACCCUGUAUUUCGCCGGCUCCAUCUUCUCCACCUGUAUCCAACAUCAGACUGAAUUCGAAGCUGAAAUGACAGCUUUUCGAUUGCCGUCAAGUUCAAUGUACUUGUUUCAUGGGCGAAGAGUUAAAACGCGUUAAAUCGCUGCAAAGUUUCAAGUUUUUAAUCCCGAAUUGAAGCAAACUCGAUCACCGUUAUCGUAACUAUUGCACAAUGAUGAGGUGACCGCUUGAUGUCGUGAAAUUGUCGUGAAAAGUGUGUUUAUUUUGUUCGCGGAUGUGUGGCGACCUAUUAAGAACUACCUACGACGAUGUUUACGAAGAAGUCACACAUUGACGUGAAAAAGUCAACAUUGAAAAUCCAAGAUUGUAAGAAGGAUUCGGCGACUCGGCUCCGACACCUGAAAACAAUACUAGAUUUUGUUGACAUUGAUGAAGCCAAAUCGCUAUUCGAGACUAACUAUAGCCAUGUCUACUACAUUUUGUAUGAUACUUUCGUUCAAGCUGAAACUAAUCUAAGGCAAAGAGAAUUAGCGUUCCACCUCGUUCAUAAAGCUCACAGAGAAGAACUUGACGGAUCACUAUGGCUCCUCGAGAAGAUCCUUUGUUUUCUACCAGAACUAUUGGCACGCCGUUGGCAAUGUCAUUCGCUCAGUCGAUUAAUGGGAAAAUUGUUGCACACUGGAAACAGUGCCAAAUUGCGAAAAGACGGAGUCAGAUAUUUUCUGCUAUGGUACCAAGCACUUGGAGAUAAUGCUCCUGCAGAAGUGCAUGCAAUGUUUGCAGAGCUCGUUCCCGGGCUAAUGACACCGCACAAAGGAUUAAGUGGCCCAUCAGAAAUUGAAUUUUCAGCUGGCGAUAUAUUGAACCAUCCGAACAUGAAAGGUGACCUCGGUGGAUCGGUAUUCCAUGAUACAAGCGUCCAUCCUGUACAGAGCGGCGAAAUUUGCCCACUAUUGCCUCCAUCAACGAAUGAAAGAACUGCCGCGCCAGAUCCACGAGAUGGUGUUGAGAUCCUCUUAAAUUCGAUGGUUCACACUGUGGCCUGUUUAAGAUGGCGUGAGAAUACUAUUCAAAAGCAUAUGAAAAGCUUUUCAUUCCUUCUGCAACGCUUCAAAGAAGUUUAUUUGCCUUUAUUUUGCCCCGGAUUCGAUUAUGAAACGUCGAUUUAUAACCCAAAAUUAGAUCUACCUGCAAUGCGAACAAUUCACAAACGCGAAGAAGUUAUGAGUUGUUGUGUGGUUGUUCUAAUCAACUGGAUCUCACGAUUCACGCAUGAGAAACGGACAAAUAAUCGCCUUGACAACAUCCAGAUUGAUGACGACACCUCAGAUCAUUCGAGUUUCCUUUCCCAUAUGAAAUAUUUAGGCUUUACCCAAGAUCAGAUUGUGCGCGAUGUAUUGUAUUCAACAAGGGAUAAUAUAAAUUUCGUCCAUGAAGUCUAUCGUCAAGCGUUCCUUCUUGGUUUCACAUCAAAAUCGCAAAUAGAGGCGAUGCGCACGGCAAUUGUGGUCUACCGCGAUUGGAUGGCAGGCGAUCCACCACCACCUUUUCUUCUGGAGCCUGAAGAAAAUCCCUCAGAAAAUGGAACUCCGCCACGUGGCCAACGGCUGCGCACCGAUUCUUAUGUCGGUGCGAUAACCAGAGAGAAUCUCAUCAUUCGCGCAGGACUUCAAAAUUUCCUCCAAGUUUUUGUUACGAAUGCAGCUAACGUUUUUCUCGUUAACACUAGUCAUUUGAAUAUUUCAAUUCCAUCCAAGUCACGAGACUACCGUUCAUCACCUUUGAACGAACAAACCGAUAUUUGCAAGAAGGUGUUAAAUGUAUAUCGGACGAUGGUCAUGAACACUCCAAUGGAACCGAAGACUUGGGAGCAGUUGCUUAUAGUUUUGCUCCAGAUUACAUCGAUAAUACUGAAUCAGCCGCAACCAUCGAAUUCGAAAUCCAGCAAUUUGGGUGGUCGCCUCGGGCAGGCCAUCUUUCAAACUUUAAUUGUGACUUGGAUUCGAGCUCAUACCAAUGUUCCGGUGAAUGUGCACCUAUGGGAAAAAUUCUUGGGUGUUUUGACAUCGUUGACGCAUCGUGAAGAACUCAUCAUAGAGUGGGAUAAAACAAUGCAAACGUUAACUCGCGUGUUGGCCCGCUAUGUCUACAAUUUGAAUCUUCAGGACUUACCCCUUGAUCGUCUAGCGGAAAGCAAAGGUAAACGAAAACGCUUUGGCAGUGUUUGGCAAUCAUCUUCGUCAAAAGAAAGCCGAGGCCUAACUUCAGCACAAUCAAAUGAUCAGAAACGCAACAUUUCGGAUGAUCAACAACGAGAGGAUAUUUCCGGACCCAGCUCGACAAAUCAUCACAGUUCUAGUCAACAUAGGAGUGCACCAGGAACUCCAUCGCUUAAUCGCAGCUAUAGUGAAGGCAGCCUUGCACCAGCUCGAAAAUCACGCGCUCGUAGACGACAAAAGGGAUCGCUCAAAAUUCCAACGCUUCCAACAAGUGUUGAACACUCCCUGAAUCUGAUGUUGUCGCAUUCGCCGGUUGAAAUAAGCAUCAGUACAGAAACAUUGAACUCUUCUCGUUUAUCACAUCAUGGAGACAGCCUCCGUCGGACAAUGUCUUUGGACACAUUGCAAGGUAACAAAAAGAGUCGCGAAGUAGCAGAUGAUGAAAUAGAGAGUGGUCGAGCUUCUCGUUCACCCUCACCUACAGCCUCCAGCGGAAUCGAAGGAGGAUCAAUUAAAGAUUCGCCAAUGCAAAUAGACGUGUUAGCUGGAGAUGGAUCAAGUGCUGAUGCACCAGAUGAGUCCAUUUCUUCUAGUGGUCGAAGAUCAAUAAUUUUAGGUGGCAGCGCUAGUGGUUGGCUCCCGGAUGUGGCAGCUAUAAUGUGGAAGAGGAUGCUUGGUUCAUUGGGAGAUGUUAAUUCCAUUCCAAAACCCGAACUUCAUGCACAAGUCUUUAAAUAUCUGGUUGAAAUGACAACAAAUUUGAUACGAAUCAAGAAGAACCAAGGCAUUUCCACCGACAACCAAAGCACUCCCCCUCCACCGGAUUUGAUUCCACCAGUAGGAAUUGCUGCACCCUGGUGUUAUGGGGCCCUACUCCUCGACUCGCACUUCAAAAAGGGUAAAUUGUGGGCCUUGCAGUUGCUUUGUAUGCUGGCGAAUCAUAAGGCGGUGACGGGAUCAGAGCAACUGCCACUUUUCUAUAAAGUUCUGCACACUUCGCUAACUGGGGAAGAUAGAGACAUGCUCUAUGCAGUCCUCAAGCACCUAGAGGGUUCAAGAUUUUUGAGCCUGCUUCUUCCUGGUCACACUUUGUUGCUACUAGAUCUAGUUCACGCUUCUGCUAUUCUGUUAACUUCGUUCGAAACGGGCAAGCACACUCCACGCGCUGAAGUUGCUGGUCUGCUUGGAUCAUUGCUAUGUUUCCCACAAUCUGUCCUUCCAAAGCCGGUGCUUCAACCAUCCGAACAAAUGGACCUCAUGGAGUGUCCAGACAUACAAGAUCAUAUACUAAAUAUAGUUCUACGUUGUGCCCGCCGCGAACCGUCCUCGAAAGCUCGAUGCAUUGCCCUUUGUCAGCUUGGACAAUGGGUUCUACUUAAACUGUCUCGACCAACGUAUCAAAAGCGUGGAUUCUCGCAGGCUGUUCCACGUCCUGCAAGCGCUUCGAACAAAGAAAGUAAUAUGACGUUCAACUCUCGAAUCAAGGAAGUUAUCCAAGUUCUCCUGCAAGCUUUACAAUUUAAACAUAGAACUAUAGCGAUUGCUGCUGCUGAUGCCCUUAAACUUUGUGCAGAGCGAGGCAAGGAAUUAGCGUCAAUUGAGAGGUUGCCGCAUUUGAUAAUAACUGCAAUUUGCACAGCGUUGGAAAUUCAAAACGUUUUCAAUCCUAAAGAUGCGGAUAAAAAUGUCAUCACUUCGUUGAUUCUAUGUCUUGGAGAAUUUUGUAUGGCAUUUCCCUUGAAUUUACUUCUGGAGCCAGUUGCGGACGAUAAAAACGAGAGUUUGAUGUUAAUUGUAUUGCGGGUCCUACACAAUGUCGCUGCCGGGUCAACUUCAGAUAGAAUUAAACUGCUUACAGCUGACGAAGACUUCGACAUGCUUAUUACGCUGGAUGAUGUCUCGGAUGGAAAGGCGAUAGAAGCCACAUACCAAACAUCUGAAACAACGAAUAAUUGUAAACUUGCAAUACGAUUAUGCGCUAAAGCUGUGGCAUUGCAUCUGGUCACGCACUUGGGUCAUUUCCCCAUGGGAAUCGGAGCAGCCCGCUUAAGUUCGUUGGUGGAAGAGCAAGAUGAUGCGAAUUUCGGAAUGAUCCAAUCGACUAUGGUGGAUCAAAAGAGUACCACUCGUGAUUCCGUGGAACUCUCUGCACCGCAAGUGCUAAACGCCCAAUAUAUCCAAUUGUUUAUGUUGACCAGUGGCCUUGUAGCAAGUUUCGUCGAAUUGCCUGCCUUAAAAUUACCGGGUGGUGGUGCUACUGCGGGGUUAGUGACGGCCGAGAAGCAAGUUCGAGUACUUCUUCGUGAUUUGAGUGGUAAAGCUUGUUGGGAUGCAUCUAUUCUGUAUAGCGAACCGAAGAGUUCGGAACCCAAGUGCCAAUCUAACGAAAAGAUGGACAAUCAAUCAAAUCCGAGGUCAUUCCAUCUGGGAAAAACAAAUAAGCUUUUGCCAAGUAGUAACGGGGUUCCGUUGGAUCCGCUAACAUCUACAGUAGGAAUUGAAAUCACAUCUGCACGGCAUACAUUACGACAUAGGCCUCCAUCACAACUGCCCACUGCUCAGGACAUAGCACCGGAUCUCGACCAGUUGGAUGAUCUCCUACAAUACAUUGGUCACACCAGCCCUGAAUGCCUAGCGAAUGUGUCUUCAAAUUUAAACAUGCCUGGUCCAAGUCCCUUGGGUCCACAAUUGGAAGCCCAAACGAUUUCAAUAAUCCUCAAUCAGCGUAAUGUGGAACAGGAUUACAUACAUAAGCAAAACCAAGCGUUGUUAGGCGGCCGCGAUCGACCGUUGAUGAUAGAUAAACGAUAUGACAGUUUAUCAUACGAAUCGGCAAAUACGAGUCUCUCUAGGACGGACAUACCGUUCCAAUACUGUCGCCUUCUAUUCAGUCACUUGGGCCUGGCUGGUUGGGAGCGGCGUACACGGACGCAUCUACUUAAGCGCACGGAAAAAUUACUCCGAGAACUUCGCAACGUUGAUAUUCAAAAGUGUCGUGAGACACAUAAAAUGGCUGUGAUAUAUGUAGCAUGUGGACAGGAGGAUAAGAAUAGCAUACUAAAAAAUACAUGCGGGAGUAGUACUUAUGAGAUGUUUGUGUCAGCUUUAGGAUGGGAAAUAGAAUUGGAAUCGCAUAAUGGAUUUCUGGGUGGUUUGCCGCGGCAAGGUUGUGGAGCUACUGCGCCUUAUUUUGCGACACCAUUUUUGGAGGUCAUAUAUCACGUUGCAACUCGUAUGCCCAGCGAUACACCCGAAUCGACUUUGUCAAAAACAAGACAUUUGGGCAAUGAUGAAGUGCAUAUUGUGUGGAGUGAACAUUAUCGUGAAUAUCGUCGAGAUAUCCUACCAACAGAAUUUUGUGAUGUGCUCAUUGUGGUCUACCCACUUAAAAAUGGUCUUUUCCGAGUGACCGUUAACAGGAAACCUGAUGUACCAUGGUUUGGUCCUUUGGCAGAUGAAAGUGUUGUGAGUGGAACGUGUUUAGCGAGUUUGGUUCGAGCAACAGCAAUCAACGCGAGUCGAGCGAAACGGUCAUCAUUACCAUUUUUCCAGCAAUACUAUGAGGAACGCCACAGAUCACUGGAUACUGUCUCGAGCCGUUACAAAGAGAGUACCACCUUUGAAGAGUUUGCAACGAGAGUUUACAAUCCCAUUCCGUCGUCUUUUUCAACACUUGGUAAUCAAUCCGUAGGGGGUGCACCUUUAGCAGCAGCGCUUAUUGAUCAUCAUCGCUCUUCACUAAAAGGCUGGCAUCAACAUUACGAUACGGCUCUGAAAGACAUCGCCCCAACACAAACCGUUCUGGCACCCAUUGAAAGUUCAUCACCCCGCCCACUAAGGAAGCUGCAUCCCUUCAAAUCGGUACCAAGGAAGAUUGCUUCUCACCAACAAGGAGGCACACCACCGGAGAGUCCGACUUUGCCCAAUCGUAAAUUUAAAUAGCAUUUCUUUCGGUAGUUGUCUCUCGAUUCUUUCCCUCGAUUGCUCAGUAUAUUGACUAAUAACAUUCCAAGAUCGAGUGAUUGAGUGGAUAAGGGCGCGAACUUGUUUCCUCCAGUUGUGUAUGUGAUACCAGAGCAUCAAAUUUUCAAUUCCUUCGAUAAUAAGCGAUUCAAGAAUUUCCCGUCUGUUCAUUCCUCCGGCCUUCGAUCGAUGCUGCACAGCUCGCAAGUGCGAAACUACAUUUGUAAAGUAGUUGCACCUAAAGUUUAUGUGAUUUAAUUUCCAUCGUAGAUGAGAUUCCUUGUGAAAAUCGUGAAUUAUCGAAAAGCUAUUUUUUUACUAGAUAUUGUUGAACAAUUUUUGUAAAGUCUUGAAGUUAAACUAACCAUGUACAUACAUACAGAUCGGUCUUUCCUCGGAGAGUGCUCAGUGAGCACAAUUAUACGAGAUUUCCAAGUAGAUGUGCGUCUGCAACUUAUGAUAUAGAAUAAAUAGAUGUUCGUGACGAACGGUCUCGUUCAUAAUCAUUACCUCUUACGGAAUCAGAUUUCAGAAAGUUUAUCCAGCGAUCUUCAAUUCGCGUGUUUGAGAAUUCCCUUUUAAAAGUAAUAAAUCAAGUAAGCAAUCGCGUAUCUAUUUAAAUACUUACAUUUACGUUAUUUAACUAAAAUUAAGCAUUAACUCAUUAAUUAACUUAUCGACACGCUAUUUAUCCGUAUGAAUCGUCAUACAGCAAUUAUAACCAUACUUAAAAUAACCUUUUCCUCUACAUAUAAUGUUUAUGUAUUUAUAUAAAUUUAAAUCAAAAUGAUUGCUAGAAUUGAUCUUUUAUCAACAGACUAAUAUCAUCGCGUAUGUGUAAGCGAGAUGAGGGUAGCACAUAUGAUGUAAAAAAUUAUACCUAAAAUUAAGCUAAAAGUAUAAAAACAAUAUGUUAACAGUAUUAAACAUAAUACAAUCGAGCUCUGUUCUUGAAAUUACGGAAAACAAAAAGUUCGUCAUAUUUUCUAUGUAAAAAGGAAUGAGAAUCGUCAGAUAUGAUCCAGCUUCAAAAUGUUCAAUGUAUGCAUGAGUGAGGUGUUGGAUAUGGCAUGUAAAGUAGCUGGGAAAGCAAACGAGAACAAGGAAGAGAAUAAUUUGUACAAAUUUCAUACCAGUCAGGAAAGUUAACUGUAAAUGUGUUUCAUUAGUUUUUCUCGUUAUCACGAGCAAUCGGCUAUUCUGAACAAAAAAGGAAGCAAAAGGAAACUAUCCAAGGCUUUGUUAUGUUAUACACUCGGAAAAAUACAUAUAACACAUAAUUGCUUUCAACGUUAAUGUUAUAAUUUAAUUUUAUUUAAUAUAUUGUUUUUAUUUUCUUGAUGAUCCAUGCUGGAAUAUGUUAGUGAAAACAAAAGCAUACUUAGUUUACAUAACAUUAAACAAACAUUUAUUUAAAAUGUACACAUCUCUGCAAUAUAUGGAAAUAAAUAUAUUAAUUAUUUUAAACA